GGAAUUGAUGUGUUUCUGUUACUCUGAAUGCCAUCAAGUAGCGGUCUAAGUAUUUCUUCAUUUUUUCUGUGACUGUUAGGAAAGGAUUGGUACUUGGUGCGCCUGUCACUUACUGUGACAGACGUGAACGACAACGUACCUGAAUGGGCCAUGGAGCCCUUCCCGUUCUUGGCUGUGGUUUCCCCUGAAGCUGCGAGAGGUACUGAAGUAUACAAGCUGCUUGCGGUGGAUGCAGAUGAAGGGAUCCGUGGAGCUGUAGAAUAUUUUCUCCUAGAAGGUGGUGAAGACAGAUUUGAAGUUGAGAAGAACACUGGCUGGGUUAAAACAACAGGUUUGCCAUUGGUGAGGGACAAGGAGUAUUUACUGACUGUACUGGCAGCAGAUAAACUUGGAAGCAGAGGGUCUCCAGCCUCUGUUUCUGUAAUUGCUGGAUGUCGACCACCACAGUUCACCAACAUGUCAUACUUUGUUUAUGUACCUGAAAGUAUGCCACAAGGAAAAUCCUUUCUUACAGUCAUUGCUGUAUCAUAUCAAAAGAAAUCUCUGAGCUACAGUUUACUAACUAAUCCUAGUGGUCUAUUCAGUAUUGAUCGGGCAACAGGAGAUAUCAGUUUAACUCGGAGUGUGGAUUAUGAGAAUGACCAGCACCAGUAUCUUCUUUUGGUCAGAGCAGAGGAAAAUGAGGGACAGUUCAGUAGUGCAGCUGAGGUUUUGGUUGUAAUCACAGAUGUGAAUGAUUGUGCCCCUGAAUUUCAUCAGUCGAUUUACAGCAAAGUUGGUGUUCCUGAAACAGUUACUAUGACAACUGCACUUCUACAAGUGACGGCCACUGACUGCGAUUCAAAAGAGAAUGCUGAAUUACUAUAUUACACUUUGAGUCAAGACUUUAGUAUUACUUCUCGUGGUACUAUUUUUCCAGCAACACGGUUGGACUAUGAGCGACCUAACCAUCUUUAUGAGUUCAUAAUUAUGGCUGUAGAUAAGGGGGAAGAGCCGAAGACAGGAACAGCAACUGUUAGGAUCCAUGUUUCAAAUGUGAAUGAUGAGGCACCUCAGUUUUCCCAGACAAUCUACAGGAGUUUUGUUUCUGAAGAUGCAGGCCCGAACACACUGAUUGCUACAGUUAAUGCUGUUGACCCUGAUGGAGAUGGUGUGACAUACGAUAUUCUGUCUGGGAAUCAAAAAGGAAACUUUGUUAUUGACCCUAAGAAAGGGCUAGUUAGACUUCGUUCAAGUCCGUUUCCUAAGCUGCAGGGAACAGAAUAUGUACUUAAUGUCACAGCUACUGAUGAUAAUGCCUCUGGAGGGCCCCAUUCUCUUACAAGUACUGCCCAGGUUGUUGUGAAAAUUGAUGAUGUCAACAAUAACAAACCUGUCUUUCAGAAGUGUCAGUAUUAUCGGGAGCAUGCUUCUGUGUUGGAAAACCAGCCUGCUGGGACAGUUGUACUGCAGGUUGAAGCCACUGAUGCUGAUGAAGGAGCCAAUGGUAUAGUGAAAUAUGGCUUUAUGGACAGAGGUGGUGUCCUACCAGCAUUUAGUAUUCAUCCUGACACAGGAGUUCUGACAACUGUUCAGGUAUUUGAUCGAGAAAAACAGAGGGAAUAUCCUAUCACUGUGACAGCAACAGAUCAGGCAGCGGAACCACUCAUUGGAAUAUGUCAGAUAAAUGUUAUCAUCCUGGACCAAAAUGACAAUGAUCCCAGAUUUGAAAACACCCGCUAUGAAUAUUUCCUAAGAGAGGACACAAGAGUUGGGACAAGCUUUCUUCGUGUUGUAGCCCGUGAUGAUGACUACAGCUCAAAUGCUGCCAUUACAUAUUCAAUAUCAAAUGAAGAACCAAAUUAUUUACAAAUUAAUCCUACUACAGGCUGGGUUUUUGUGAACCAACCCAUAUCUCAGAGGUCAUCUAUAAUUCGAGAGAUCGUUGCUACAGAUGGAGGUAAUAGGAGCAGUACAGUUGAGCUUGCGGUAACCAUUACCAGUGCAAAGAACCAACCUCCACAGUGGGAAAGAGACAGCUAUGAAGUUGUUAUUCCAGAGAAUACUACACGAGAUGCAUUGAUUUUGACAAUCAAAGCAACUUCUCCCCUUGGUGAUCCCCGUGUGACUUACAACCUAGAAGAGGGACUUGUUCCAGAGACCAACAUGCCAGUUCGUUUCUACUUGACUCCAAACAGACAUGAUGGUUCUGCUUCAAUCCUGGUAGCUGAGCCGCUAGAUUAUGAAACAACAAAGAACUUUGUACUGAGGGUUCGAGCACAGAACGUUGCUGCAGUUCCUCUGGCAGCAUUCGCUACGGUCUAUAUUAAUGUAACAGAUGUCAAUGACAAUGUCCCAUUCUUCACUUCAUCUAUUUAUGAAGCCUCGGUAACAGAGGGAGCUGGUGUUGGAACAUUUGUCAUUCAGGUGUCUGCCACCGACCUUGACCUUGGUCAGAAUGGUGAGAUAACUUACUCCCUGCUACAUGACAGUGGCAGAGACUACACAUAUUUUGGCUUGGAUUCACAGACAGGUUCAAUAUACACUGCCUCAGUGUUUGAUAGAGAGAGGAAGGGGUCUUACCUUCUAGAAGUCAAAUCAGUAGAUGGGUCUGAAUCAGCUCGACCUGGAAAACAUGGGAAGCCAAACUCUGACACGGCCUACGUGCGCAUUUUUAUCAGUGAUGUGAAUGAUAACAAGCCUGUCUUCACUCAAAGCGUCUAUGAAGUAAAUGUGGAUGAAGACCAGGAUGUGGGCUCGACUAUCAUUACAGUCAGUGCUAAUGAUGAAGAUGAAGGAACAAAUGCUAAAUUACGGUAUCAGAUCACAGCUGGCAACACAGGAGGAGUACUUGAUGUAGAACCAGAAACAGGAGCCAUUUUUAUUGCCCAACCACUGGAUUAUGAAGAAACAAAAACGUAUGAGAUUCACUUGUUGGCCUCUGAUGGGAAAUGGGAAGAUUAUGCAGUUAUCAUCAUCAAUGUCAUGAAUAAAAAUGAUGAGACUCCAGUUUUCUCUAUCAGUGAAUACUACGGAAGUAUAAUUGAAGAACUGGAUGGGCUACCAGUCUUCAUACUUCAGGUUAUGGCAAAUGAUCCUGAUAGUAAUGUGGAUGAAGGAGAUUUGAGAUACUCAUUGCAUGGGCAUGGUGCAGCUGAUAUUUUCACAAUAGAUGAGAAAACGGGCAGCAUUUACUCACACAAGAUGCUGGAUCGGGAAGAGAGAGCACUGUGGAGAUUUGUUGUAUUGGCUACUGAUGAAGGUGGAGAAGGACUUACAGGAUUUGCUGAUGUAAUUAUUAAUGUGUGGGAUAUAAAUGAUAAUGCACCCAUGUUCACGUGCAUGCCUGAUGAUUGCAACGGGAGUGUCUUUGAAAAUUCUCCUGCAGACACAUUAGUCAUGGAAAUGGGUGCAGUUGAUCGUGAUGAUCCAAAUGUAGGUCUUAAUGCUGUCCUGACUUACAGGAUAACAGAGAAUGUAAAAAAUGAGUUUGGUACUGACAUGUUUAAUAUCAAUCCCAAUACCGGUACAAUCCAUGUAGCGGGAGGAAUGCUAGACAGAGAAAGGACUGAAAAUUAUUUCCUUACUGUUGAAGCAAGAGAUGGGGGAGGGCUAACGGGAACUGGCACUGCCACUAUUUGGAUUGCAGAUGUCAAUGACCAUGUACCUAAAUUCACAAAAAAGAUGUGGCAGACAACAAUUCCUGAAAACACUGCCGUUGACUCAGAAGUUCUGCAAGUGUGUGCUACAGAUGCAGAUGUUGGCGAAAAUGCUGACUUAAAAUUCAGUAUCAUCGGGGGAGACCCAGAUCAGAAGUUUUAUAUUGAGAAUGACAAAGAAUGGCAAUGUGCUACUAUUAGACUGAAAAAAAAAUUGGAUUUUGAGAAUGCACGUGAAAGGCAGUUUAAUCUUACUGUUACAGUGGAAGAUCUUGAUUUUUCUAGUAUUGCAGUGUGCCUGAUUGAAGUUGAAGACUCUAAUGACCACAGCCCAGUUUUCCUUUCUCAGUUUAUUCAGACGAGCCCUUUCUUUGAAGACAUGCCUGUAGGUACUACAGUAACCACAGUGAGAGCUACAGACAAGGAUUCUGGUUUGAAUGGGAACAUUAUAUAUUCUAUAAAGUCAGAUUCAGAUCCUAUGAGACAGUUUGCGGUUGACCAAUAUGGUCAUGUGAUUGUGGCAAAUACACUAGAUCGUGAAGUCAUGCAAAAAUACAGUUUAGUUGUACAAGCUGCCGAUCAAGGCACACCUGCCCGCACUGGAAGUAUUACAGUUUUGAUUAACUUGCUUGAUGUUAAUGACAGUGGACCAAGGUUUGAGGCACCAUACAUGCCUGUAGUUUGGGAAAACUUACUGAAGCCUGAAAUAGUGUAUAUGAACCAUACAUCAAAACUGCUUCAUGCAUUUGAUCCAGACACUGAAGUAAAUGGGCCACCCUUUACAUUUUCAUUGCCACCAGAUUAUCAGAAUUCUUUGGAUUUUUCUCUUACUGACAACAGAAAUAACACAGCAACUAUAACUGCUUUGAGGUCCUUUGACAGAGAAAAGCAGAAGGUGUUUCAUCUGCCAAUAGUUAUAACAGAUAGUGGGACUCCAGCUAUGAGCUCUACAAACACCCUAACUAUAACAAUUGGUGAUGAAAAUGACAACUGCCAUGAAUCUGGCCAUAAGGAAGUCUAUGUGUACAGUUACAAAGGAAAAUGGUCAACAACAGUGCUUGGGGAAGUGUUUGCACCAGAUCAAGAUGAGUGGGACAAUAAAACAUUUCUCUCUGAAGGAAAACUGCUCAAAUCUUUCAGAUUAAAUCAGAGGACUGGUUCUUUGAUGAUGGUGGAUAAGACUCCUCAAGGAAUAUACAACUUAAAAGUUAGAGUUUCUGAUGGAGUUUGUCCUGAUGUUAUAUCUACAGUACAAAUCCACGUCAGAGAGAUGGAAAAUGAAGCUGUACAAAACUCAGCCACUGUGCGUCUAUCAGAUGUCACAGCAGAGGACUUCAUAAGGAGAGAUGAACACGGCCAAACAAGACAUGACAAGUUCAAGGAACUACUAGCAAAAAUGUUACCUGCUAAGUUUAGUGAUAUCAUUGUCUUUAGUGUGAUGAACGUUGAUGGAAAACAGACAGAUGUAAGAUUUGCAGUCCAUGGUGGCUCGGCAUAUUACAGACCUGAGAAACUGCAUGCUGAGAUGGCAGCAUUUCAAAAUGAGAUCCAGUCAGCUUUACAGUUGAACAUUUCACAGAUCGAUGUAGAUGAAUGUAGGAGUGCAAAUUGUAGUGAGGGCAACGGUUGUACAAACUACCUCGCCGUGAGUGACAUCCCAACAGUGAUGGAUACUGGAAGCGUGUCGUUUGUCUCUGUAACGGCCACCGUCAAUGCGGUCUGCACUUGUUCAGCUCGGGACAGGGUUCAUCACUCUUGUUCCUCCUACCCUCGAAGCCCUUGUCUCAAUGGUGGGAUGUGUAUUGACACUUUGAAUGGUUACAGAUGUCUUUGUCCUGCUUCGUUUCAUGGACCAGACUGCCAACAGACUAAGCACAGUUUCCAUGGAAAUGGUUAUGCAUGGUUUCGUCCCAUCAGGCCGUGUUUUGAAAGUUCUCUCUCUCUCGAGUUCAUUACUGUGGUUCCAGAUGGACUUUUACUAUACAGUGGUCCUUUAUCAAAUCCAGAACCUGGGAGCACAGAAAACUUCAUUGCAAUAGAACUCUCCGGUGGUAUUCCUGUGCUGAAAAUGAGCCAUGGCUCAGGUUUUGUGAUGCUGCAGUUUCCAAGUCACCUGAAUGUAGCAGACAAAAAGUGGCAUCAACUAGAAGUCAGAACCAGUGGUCAGGAUGUUCGAUUCACUUUGGAUCAUUGCAGUGCAGCUGUUGUUUCAGAGAUAGAAGGAGUAGGCAAAUGGCUGUCCACUGAAGAUCGUACAAAUUGUGAAGUCUUUGGGUCUGUUCCACGAAGGGCAAGGUAUUUGAAUGCAAACCAUGUUCUACAGCUGGGUGGUGUAAAAGAAUCGUUACCAUAUUCCUACCCUCAACUGCUACACAAACACUUUUCUGGUUGUUUGCGCAAUUUCAUCUUGGAUACUCAGGUAUAUGACCUUCAGUCUCCUGCAGAGUCCCUGAAUAGCUUCCCUGGCUGCACACUUACGGAUGGGAGCUGUGAGACCAUGGGGUCUUCUUCCUGUGGUGUUCAUGGGAGGUGUCUUGGAGACUGGGGCUCAUUUGCUUGUCACUGUUUGCCGGGUUACUACGGCUAUCGAUGUGAUAAAGUCGCCAAAGAAUAUACAUUUGGGCCAGGAAGUCACAUUCGCUAUCAGCUUCCUGUCAGUGUGCCUGCCCGUAGGACGCUAUUUGAAGCCAUGAUUAGGACGCGGCAGCCUGACAGUGUCAUCACAAGCAUGUUGUCUCGAAAUAAGGAUGAACACAUCACCUUACAGGUUGUUCAGGGAUUCUUAGUGGUCUCGUAUAAUCUGGGUGAUGGAGACUAUUCCGUAAGCCUUCCCUCCUACCACAUUGAUAAUGGUGAAUGGCAUCAUAUCACACUGGAGAGAAAUGAAAAUGAAUUUACUCUUCGCCUUUAUGAAGGAGGUGGGAAGAGAGAAAUUCUGAAAGCAGCAGGAGUAUAUAAAGAGAUUGUGAUUGACCCCAGCAGCUUGGUCCUUGGAAACACCUACCCAUUCAAUCAGAACAAGAGUUUUCAAGGAUGUAUGAAGGAUGUCAGAUUUAAUAACUACAGGAUCCCGCUGGAUACUCACGUGAAGGAGCUGGUGUCAGUAUUAAGUGCCCAAGGCAUCAAAGAAGGCUGUUCUUCAGAGGCUUGUAGGAAUAACCCUUGUAACCAGGAAUUUAUUUGUAUUGAUUUGUGGAUGAUGCAUGAAUGCAGUUGCCCUCCGGGACACAUGAUAAUGGAGAAUGCCACUGGUAGACAGUGUGUCCACACUGCCUGUGCUAAAAGGCCCUGUAACUAUGGCACCUGCAUCUCACAGUCACCGACCAAGUUCCAGUGUCACUGCCCUGAUGGCUAUACUGGACGUAACUGUGAAAUCACACUGGCCAUCUUUCACAAGGAUACAGGCCUGAGCUUUAGUUCCGUGUUUGCCAUCUGCGUUUGCUUUUUGGCGCUGUUAGGUAGUUAUGGCAACUACAUCUUGUAUUACCUUUGGUGAACUCAUUUAUCCAUCUUGUCCUCAAUAGUUGUCAUCUCAUCCUCCUGCUGAAAAACUCAGUUUCCUAACAGCAACUUGACUGCCUUCAUUUCUUUGCCAUGGUCUCAGCUCCAUCAGUAACUUAUUUUUCAUCCCCAUGCACGUGUGUUGCUAAGUGAAUCAAUAUUUGUGAGCGAUGGAAAGUCUUUGCAGUUUUAUUUUCUGCACAUUUUCAUUUCAUUGCAAAGGAACUGUUCAGAUGCAUAAUUGGAAGCAAAUUCAACUGAAAAGCAAGAGUGGAAAUUGCUGCCAGAUAAGCGUUGUUUAAAACACUGCUGAUCAUGAAACAGAUUUUUCAGUCUAGGAGAAAUACACUGUCCGAUAGGAACACGCUUGGUCAGACAGGAGCAGUCUCUUGUGUCUUACCAGUUGUGUCACAACUCCUAACAGCUGCUUUUGGCUUCCUCAGCCAUUUCCAGGCUUAGGCGCUGGGUCUCAAAAAGAAGAGGGAAGACAAAGAAGGAUCUCGCUAGUGAGGAAGGAUCACAUCUUUGAGUCCUUCUUGUUUAUUCAAAUUUCAUGAAAGUUUACCUGAGUAAGGACAUAGGAUUUUUGUCAUGGCUUUUACAGCGUUAGUUAUGUUUCACUCACAAAUCAUAGUAAGAGUAUGAAAAUGUGUUGUGGACUAUUUUGCAUCCGUCUGUAGCUACCUGAAAUACCACCAGGCUCCCCUGCUCUGCUAGAUGCUGUGUUUGCCAUGCAAAUACGAAGAGCAAAUAACAUGGGAAGCGAACUGGUUUCACAGCUUUUGGAUCCCAGUUAGUGGAAGUCGAUACGAGAUCAUUAUGUUAAAGGUGGGGGGUUUUGCUGUGCCAGAGCAGUUUUAUUGUGAGCUGACUUUGUGUUGCUGCCUGUGCUUGACUGAACUUGACUGAAAAAACAACGGUUAUCUUCUACCUAAUGAUCCUGCUAAUCAUUCGGGUCUAAAUUAUAAAUUAGAAACAGUUGUUUUUAACCAAGUGGUGUGCAUUGCUGUGAAAAUUUUCGUAGAUGUGGUUAACGAUGUCACAGAGGUGUAACUUCUGUUAGGAGAAUUUUUAAUAAAAUUCUUUGUUCUCAAGAUUUCAGAUGCCCUUUCCUUACGCAGCUUCCAGAAAGCAGUAAUGCACUUAAAAGUAAUUAAUUCAUGCUAUCUUAGUUAUAAAUUUAUAAGUUUCCAAUAGAUUAGGAAAGCUGCUUUUCUGACAUCUGAUUACAUCUUUUAAAUUCAAAUAUGGAACCGUUUUGCAAGUAAAGGGGUACCAGGGCGGCUUCACGUUGGUUCGCAGUCCCACAAACCUUCCCCACCCCUCCCUGCCAGGGGGAGAUGUGAGCUCAUUUUGUUCAGUUAAAGACAUGGUGAUACUGUGGAGCUUGCAACUGCUCCAACACUACGCGAUGGGUCAAAGGAACAAUAAAGUUCAUAGAAUGCUUUUAAUGACAGCACUGUUUAAUGACAGCAAGGUCCUGAGCAGAAAAUCAGGCAGGAGCUUACACUGUAUGGAAGAGAUACUGUCUUCAGUGGGGGUACUUCUGGUUUACACUCUUGUUACACUCUUGGAACGUGGGCUAUAUUAAUUUUAGGUAUUGGCUUUUUAUUAGCAGUCAGAGUAAAAGAAUAGGAGGGGUGCAGAACAUUUAAAAGACCUCUUGAGUAUCCCAAAAUCAUCUCAGCUAAAAAAAGACUUUGCCAAGAAGUUACCAUGUGUGAAAAUCUGUGUGGCACCUUUCUGUAAAUCUGGGGGGUAGGGAGAGGAGAAGUAAACACACAUCUCAAAGGCAUUGAUUCCGCUUCAAGGGUACAGCUGCGCAGCGCAGGGCAUGGACCUCCCCGCGCACCAGCUUCAGUCCCCCGGCCAUCGCGAUGCUGCUCCGCAGAACGGCCCUCUGCUGUGUAGAUGCUCUGUAAGAGAGUCUGGCCUCUCAUUCACUACGGUGUUAGUUCAUGGUAUCCAGUGGUUUGAGGUCUUACUAUGAGCUUUUGUCACUUUUAAUAGAGUUGGUAACACAGUGGUACACAAGUUCCUAUUUCCACAAUGUUCAGUAUCUGAUGUUGAAGAUUUACAACUCUCAGUGUGUAAAAUACAUCUAAGCAUUUAAGAAAAACAUUCAUGGGUGCUAAGGC
Messenger RNA from Egretta garzetta (little egret), 9277 nucleotides. Its product is annotated as neural-cadherin. Gene Ontology annotation, biological process: adherens junction organization; multicellular organism development; cell-cell junction assembly. Lineage: Eukaryota; Metazoa; Chordata; Aves; Pelecaniformes; Ardeidae. The record is from RefSeq and is a predicted model, not a curated record. The transcript has 31 exons. The coding region runs from base 151 to 7134 and encodes 2327 amino acids. Gene Ontology annotation, cellular component: catenin complex; adherens junction; plasma membrane. Gene Ontology annotation, molecular function: calcium ion binding; cadherin binding.